AAGAGUGCAUUGCUAUCUUUCUCUCUGUCUCUGCUCUCUCUUUUAUAAUUUCGCAUACAUCUUUUUCAGUUUUUGUAAACUCGUUACUUCAGUUUCUCACAUUUUCUAUUUUCACCUGCAUUUAUGGAUUCAGUGUACCGACUCCAGCGUCACAACUCUGAUGAAGUCUGUAGUGUGGAGUGGAAGUUCAUCAAUAUGAGCGAACAAGAGGAAGAUCUAAUCUUACGAAUGUACAGACUCGUCGGCGAUAGGUGGGAAAUAAUAGCAGGAAGAGUACCGGGAAGAAAGGCAGUGGAGAUAGAGAGAUAUUGGAUCAUGAGAAAGAACAAACACAUCUUCCUUCCAUCUUCCAAAUCUUAGCCUUCUUCUUGUUAUGCCUUCACGUUUACUUUUAUUAAGUGCUCUGUUUUUUAUUGCUCUUUUUUCUGAAACUUCAAUUACAUCUGAAGACUUUUCUCUGAACAAUUUUUUUGGGCUCAAUCUUAGAGUAAACAAGGGUUUGGUGGAGGAUUGAGCCUUAUUUUAUUGAGAUAAAGAAGCUAUAACCUAAAGCCGUAUCCACAUUCAUGUGUUGGUGAUUAGUUUCUCUGUUGGGUCAUGAUGAGGCAUAUUGGCGAUGCAGAGCGUACUUGACCACUUCGUAGAAGGAAACCACCCAACCGCUGGUCCUGCACGUGCCACUCUUGACCCAUUCCCGUUAACAGUCCUCUCAUCCCUCCAUCCCUGUGUGUUGGUAUAUACUGUUAUGUCUUUGUUUCAGACCUUUUACUAAGCAAAUAAUAAUGGCAUCUUUCAAAAUAUACACAUACAUACCUCCAAACCUCUAUGAGUGUCUGUAGUGUCGUCAUACGCGAAUAAGUUUGGUUAAUUGUGGUAUAUAUAAUAUAUAUAUAUUGCAAGUUAAUUAGAUCAUAACUUUUUCAAAAGAGACAACAUACGCGAAGAGUUGUUGAGAGAGUUGAAGUAGCAGAGACCUUGUUGGGGGCUUGCAAGAGUUGACUAGUAGUACGCAAUGGUUCUUCUUCCAACUAUAAAAUCAAUCUCCAUUUCUAAGUGGCCACAUAAAAAGGUUUGAUAUUCUAGAAAUUAGUUUUAGUUUAAUUUACAAAUGUGUAGAGUUGUAUCUUUUUGUGUGUCUUUAGUCAAAAACAUACUACACAUUUCUUUUUUUUUUGAACUUUCUUUUUCAUAUUUAACAAUAAUAAAUGUCAUUUAUCUAAAUAAAAUCAAAUUCAGGAACGUGUUCACACUGGUAAUGUAUAAUAAUUAUAUUUUUUCAUUGUAUCCUCAGUGGUUUGCAGCACUGUAUGUAGUUAUAAAAAAUCAAAUUCAGAACAUCAAAGAGUAAUCAACAUAAUAUGUUACUGACUGCGAUGUGUUCGUAUUUUUUUUCCUAAGCGUUUAAUUACGUUCCAAUUUAUCUAUGCAUAUAUCAAACAAGGUAGUGGAAGUUGGCUAUUUCUUUAUCAAUGUUUGCCGGUUGGUAUUGAUAAAUAAAUUUUAUAAAGCACAAAUAAGAAAAGUAGAAGAAACCUUUUAGGUUGACAAAAAAAAAGAAGAAACCUUUUAGAAAAAUACAAAAUGGGUCAAGAUCGUAGAAUAGUCGAUAAAGUGACAUCCUCAAAGAAUUUUCAAGUGCACAAAAUACAGACUUUAUUUUUCGAGAAACGAAGACUUUUAAUUCAUCACUACAAAAAAAAAGAAUGACGUUUAACAAGAAUGACGUUCAAUAUUCAUAUUAUUUUUUUGAUGAAAAAUAUUCAUAUUUGACAAUGUGAGACCUAACUAGAAGGUCGUUAAAUAUUUUAUAGUUUUUGUAUAGGAUUUCAUCGAACCAGUCUUCUUUUUCUUUUGUUAACAAGUCUUCAGUUCUCCUGUUUUUUUCCUUUGUUCCCAUUGACUGUCUUUACGGUGUUGAUGAAAUUUUAAAAACCUUUUUGGAUUUCUAACAAUAUGUGAUUUAAAAAAAAUCUAAAAUAAAAUAAUACCAAAAUCUUACAUUCAAUCAGAGCUGACAGGAUAUUCGACACUUAAAAUUUUAUUAUUUAUGAUUUGAUUCAUUUUUUACAAACACUGAUUUUUUAUAUUUAUUUUGCUCCAAUAAUUUACAGAUAUAAAUAUUUUUACUGAAUUAAAACAAAUAGCGAAUCAAAUAAAAUUUAGUGAAUAACAUGCCCAGCCCAAUAUAUAGACCAUACAUGUAUGUUUCCUCAGACCUUGGAUCGGAAUAUAGCUAUAAAAAAUAUUAACUUUAGAUCUCAUUUUGGUUUAACUAAGGGUCCAACUGGUUUAAAUGCAGCGCUUGUGGGUGCAUGUGUUUGCGGAUGCGGGUGGUUGCGGUUUCAAGCGUUAUUAAGCGUUUUGUAUGACUGGUGCAACGUUUAAAAACUGUUGUGUUUGCGGGAUAUUAGUGACUGAUUGAUUAUAAGAUAUUCCAGCGUUUUAAUAAUAAAUUACCCAUAUCAACAUAUUAUAACAUUAAAAAAAUAUAAAAAACAUAUUAUUGUAAUAAAAUAUAACAAUUAUCAAUAUAAUAUGAUUAAUAAAAAUAUUAGGUUUAUUUAUAAAAAAAAAAUCAAAUUUGUUGAAAGUUAUAAUUUUAAUAAAAUUUGUUUUGAAGAUUUAUAAUAAAAAAAAAUUAAACAAAAUUAUUUCAAUUUAUAUAUGUGUAUAUCUUUAUAUAUGUGUGUAUAGAAAUGUUUAAAAAUUCUAAUAAAUAGUUAGUUUAAAGUUUUUAAAGCAAAUUAUGAUACUGUUGUGAAUUUUAAUUAAUAUAUAAAAUAUGUAUAUAUUUUAUUUAUAAUAUUUUCAUUUAAAAUUUUUAAAUUUAAAAUUUUAAAAUAAUUUUGAAAAUAAUUUUAUAUUUAUUUUUCCACCCGCAACCGCCCGCGACCGUAAACGCUAGCUGGAACCAGCUUUUGAUUUUAAGAGGUUCAGAGCGGUUUGUAGCGGUUUGUAUGAUUGUUUCAAAAUGUUGUCAACUGCUACUAACCGCAAAAGCUGCGUUUGCGGAUCGUACCGGGAAAACCAAUCAGCCCUAAGUCUUUUGUUGAGGCUUCGUAAAAGUUUUGUAAUUUUUAACUUGAUUUCAAAGGUUUGAUUAGGUAAAGCCGCCAGAGGUUCCUUCCAUUUGGUACCAAGAAACAAAAUGAUUUAAAACCCUUACGGGUUAAUUUAAUUUUAACGUAUUUGUCUACAAUGUCGAAAGUUGGUGUGCAUGUAGACCAUGCAUCAUCCCUAAUCGCACCAGCAAUUAUCAAAAAAUAAAUAAUUAUAAACAGUUCGUACGUAGAGAAACACUGUAAAAUUAUAAACAUAAGACAGAGUUCGUGCGUAUAAUCACAGCAGCGUACUGUACUGUAUCUCCUCUCUCUUGUGGCAGUUGUUGGCAGAGCCAAAUAGAGCUUAGUCAUUUAUUCACCGCAAGUAGUUUAAUUUUAGCGUUAUAUUUUGGUCGUCUCAAGAUAGUGUACUAUCUCUCUUUAUUCUCUUUUUAUCAUACUGAUCUGCUCUCUGUCAUUGGAGACUUGGAUUAUAGUUUUUUUUUUUUGAACUACACUUGGAUUAUAGUUAAAGACUUAAAGUAUAUGUAUUACAUAGUUCAAGUCUGUGAAUAUCUGGAGUGUAGAACCAAGCUAGCGAGGACUAAAGGAGCCGAAGGGUCUUUGUGCCCGGUCUCGUAUGGGUGAUGAGGAAGUGGACCUAUUUUGAAGAAGUUGUUGACCUAAAUUGGACCCAUUCUUUAAAACAUAAUGCGCUGUCUGUUUCCCCUGUACGUGUUUGUUUUCCCUCCAUAGAUUUGAAUUUCCCCCGAAAUGAACUUCAGUAUUUAAGGUCGCUAGAACAAACUUUAAUCCUAAAUUAAAGUACCAAAUAUUGUUAGAAAAUUAGAUUCUAAAAUAUAUUAUAUUCCAAUUGUUUCACAAUAUAAGAUGUUUUACCUCAAUGUAUACAUCUUAAAAACCUAAAAUUUCUAGAAAGUAUCACUGAAUAUAAUUUUUAAAUUAAAUUAAUUAUUUAAUUAUAAAUAAGAUAGUAAAAAUACAAUUGCUUAUACAAAUUUGAUAAAAUUAAUAUACUAUAUAGAUAUUUGAAAAUACUGUAAAGCAACAACAAUUUCAAAAACAUCUUAUAUACUGAAAAAGAGAGUACAGUAUGUUGUGAUCUAAAUGUCAUGUAUUUCCUUAACAAAUUCCUUUUUAAAAUAUAAAAAGCUGGUUUCUAAUGAUAAUUCUUUCGAACAAUCACUUUUAGAAUUUCCACAUUGUGGCUACAUUAGAUCUUUCCGUUUGUAAACAAUUUUUUUUGUCAUUAACAAACAGACUCAACUAAGACAAAUUAUUUUGUGAAACAUAAACAAAAAAACAUAAAUCCAGGCCCGUCUCAUUGUAUGUAUGGAUCCUGUGCAUAUUUUAUAUGCAUAACAAAACAAUUGUCUGAAAAAAGACCUUUGUUUGUUUAAAAAAAUUCCUUAAAUUAUAUCUAAAAUUGCUUAAAUUUUUUUUUGGGUCCUGUGCAAAUGCUCUAUCAGCACACCUUAGAGACGGGCCUGCGUAAAUCGAAUUUAUUAUGAAAUGAGGAGCUUCGCGGGUGUAUUAUCAUUUACUACGACGUUCACUAGUAAUGCUACAUAUGAGUAUUCAUCUCUCUUACAAGCAUGAUUCUCAAAUUUAUCUCUUAUGAGAAAACAAAUCGAUCUUAGCUUAUUUGUCUGACUACUAACUUAAUUAUUUAUUGGGUCUUCCAUUACUCGCGCCACACACACUUUCAAGAUUUCUGCUGUACAAUUUGAUUCACAUUAACCUGACUGAACACACUCUCAAUAUAACAUCAAUCUACCAACCAUGAACCAUACCGCCAUAACUGCAACAACUUAUACUCCAAUUGCAUGAGUAGCUUUGAUUUUCUAAAAGUUUCACUAAACAUACAAACACCAUUAAUUUCCUGGGAUAUGAGGUUCCCCUAGCUAGCUUCUGACUAUUUAAGACAAAAGCAAAAUGGACCGCACAGAUUGCCAUAAAAGAAUAAAUUCAAGAAAUAUCAUGCUUCCAAGUUUAAUAAAAGAUUGCAAUUUUAAAAAGCCAGAGAAUUACCAUUUUCAGAUUUUUACAACUUUUUUUUAUUUUUGACCAACAUUGAAGAAUAUUUCAUCUUAGUAUUCAGUGAAAAUGAAAUGACCCCUACAGUUAGAUCGAGGCCCCCUAGGAAGCUCUGUCCUUCUGGACACAAUAUAUAAUGAAAGAGAAAGAUUUUCAUUGCCAUCUCCCUUUCUCGCAGUCUUCUAAAUAUUUUAAAAUUGUCUCAUACAUGAUACAUCAUCAGUUUCUCACAUUUUCUUCUUCCACCUGCAUUUAUGGAUUCAACGUACCGACACCAGCGUCACAACUCUGAUGGUCCAUCUUGUACUAAAUUACAUAGAUAUUCCAUUUUACAUCGAAAACCAUUCCAUUAUCCAAUAACAAGGUAGUCUCGAUAACGAGACUGAAAUAGUAUAUUGUAUUGGAGAUUCAAGUAUAUGGUCACAUGCAUAUACUAUUAAAUUAUGGUGUGAUUACUGUAAAGAUAAAACUAUAUAAAAGUGAAUAAGUGUGCUUGAUCAAUGCACAGUGUGUAGCGCGGAGUGGAAAUACAUGAAUAUGAGCCAACAAGAGGAAGAUCUAAUCUUAAGAAUGUACAAACUCGUCGGCGAUAGGUAUAUUUAUCUUCUUCUUUUCUUUCUCUUCCAAAAUCAUGUAUAAUGACUUUACCACAAGACAUGUGACAUACAAGAUACGAUCAUAUGUUCCUGCUCUUGAUUAAUUCAGUGUUAUCUUAAUAAUAUAUAUACUAUAGAUUAAUCUGUACUGGUAUUGGUUCUUACAUUUCUAUACAUUGAUAUUUAUUUCAUAAUUAGUUUUAUAUAUUUUAGAUGAAUUGUAAUAUAACUAAUUGUAUUCAAAAAACCUGGACCGAAUCGGAUACUAUAGUUAUUUUUAGUAUAAAUAUUUGAUUUCGUUUCAGAUACAUUUGUUAUUUAGAUAUUUUUAGGUUCAUAUAGAUCAGAACCAAACUCAUUAAGACUCAAAUUAUCCAACUCAAAACCCAUACAUAAAUUUAUAAUAUUUAAGCAGGACCUAACUUCAAAACAAAAAAAAAUGAUAUCUGAAAAGAACAAUCCAUACCUAAUAGUCAAUGUUCAUGUCUAACUGAUUUUAUAAACUAAGAAAAAUACUCUUUCUAUGUGUUUGGCUAAAUUAACUAAAAUAAAAAGAGUUUAUUUAGUGAAAUAAUUAUGUGGAGUGAAAACUUAAGUGACAAUAAAUGUAAUACAUUUUUAUUAUUUUGAUUUAAGCUAUUGUUUUAUUCACAAAAACAUGUCUUUGAAUUAUGUUUUAGGUUACAUAAUUUUUCACCGAUUGAAACUAAAAUUUUUAAAAAAGAUUUUUAGUAAAAAAAAACUAAUCCGAACGUUUAAGCAUAUGCAAAAUCAAGUUAUUUUACAUUUUUUUAUUUUAUAAUUGACACACAAUCAAUGUUGAUUAACUAUAAAAUAAAAACUAUUAUUAUUAUGAUAAUAUAAUUAAUGAUGUGAUGUAUUAUUAAUGUAAUAUAACUAAUGAAAUUAUUAAAAUGAGUGAAAUAUGGAAAUAUAAUUAAUGUAAUUAUAUUAAUGAAAUUAUUAAAAAGACAUUAUACUUUUUUUCUAUAUUGUUAUUCAUGUUUUCAAACAAUUCUUAUUUAUACUGCUAUUCAUGUUUCUAAACCGUACUAAAAUAUACUUCAGUUUUAAUAAUAUAAUAAAUAGAUGAUCUAUACCUAUGUCACUUUCCCUGGAAUGACAAAAUUAGUUUUCGAAAUACCUCUUGGCCUCCUCAUCAUUCCAAUUACCCUAAAUUAAGAAUAUGAACAUGAAAGAGCAUUAUAGCUAUAUAUAUAUAUAUAUAUAUAUAUAGUUGAUAUAGUGAGGUUCAGCGGGAUAUUGUAAAAUAUGUAUUCCAUCUUAUUAUAUAAAGUUUGAUUCUUCAAAGUUGCUAAUUAACAUGAUUACGACAUGUGUCAAUAAAAUUUUAAGAUUAUGACAUAUGUCAAAAAUAUGAUACAAUUAUCUUUUGUGUAGAAUUUAGAAAAAGAAAAUUCUCAUUACAAAAAUAGUCUUUUAAGUUCUCUUUAGGAUUUUAGAAAAGAAAAAUUACUAUUACAUAAUAUUUUACAAUUAUAUACUGUCAAAAAUAUUUGAUUGUAAUUUUCAUUUUUGAAAAAAAAAUAUAAACAAAAAUAAUUGUAAAAAGCUAUUUGGAAGUAAAUUAUUUUUUUUACAAAAAAAUAUAAUUUUGUUUUUAAAGAUACUAAGGAAAGACAUUUAUAAAAGAUAAAUAUUAACUUUUAAGAAAAAAAAAUAUUAAACAAAAACGAAUUAUAUAAAAUAUUACAAGUACAAUAAAUUAUUUAAUAAAAUCAUGAAGAAAAACUAACUAUAAAAUAAGCAAUAUUCCACAUCUAUAUUAAACUUAUCUUAUAUUAAAUCAUUUUAUUAAUUCACUAUUUUAAUGAUAUAUUUUCCUAAUAACAGUUUAAUUAAAAAUGAUUAGAAAAAUACUACAUAGUAAACACAAAAAAGUAAUAAUAUGACGAUGAAUUUUGAUUUGGUACUGACCAAGCAUAUAUAAAUAUCACUAACAAUGACCGUAAUAGUAAUAUAUUUUUAUUAGCAAACACGAAAAAUAUAUAUCAAACAUGUGUUUGAGUAUAUGACCAAACACAUAUAAAGACCAAUCACGACAACAUUCUAAUUUUAUUUUUGUUCAUUAAAUAGUUAGUGUCAUUUUUGUCAUCAAUUCUAUUUAAAAGAUUACUAUAAAGUAAAAUUUUAAAACUGUCGUUUUGUUAAGAUUUU
Messenger RNA from Brassica rapa (field mustard), 7873 nucleotides. RefSeq names its product transcription factor TRY. Gene Ontology annotation, biological process: regulation of DNA-templated transcription; cell differentiation. Gene Ontology annotation, molecular function: transcription cis-regulatory region binding. Gene Ontology annotation, cellular component: nucleus. The record is from RefSeq and is a predicted model, not a curated record. NCBI's taxonomy places the organism in Eukaryota, Viridiplantae, Streptophyta, Magnoliopsida, Brassicales, Brassicaceae.